CACAUCUUUCGGAUGUACGCUUAAAAAAUUGAAGGUUAAUUUUUUUCAUCCAAGUAGUGAACAAUAAUUCUGUAGUGAAUUGAACAAUAAACCUGCGUUGCAUUUGAGAACAGUAUGGCGCAACCGAUGCAUAAUCCGGCAAAUUCUCAAAGCGGUGAUAAUGAUGAAAAAAGGGGAAAUGGGGAUAAAGUCUACCUCCGACGUCAAUUAACCGUCAUCGACGGCAUCGCCUUGACGGUCGGGAUCAUCAUCGGUUCGGGAAUCUUCAUAUCACCGGCGGGAAUCCUUCGCUAUACCGGCUCCAUCGGAUGGUCUCUUAUCAUGUGGAUCUUCUGCGGGUUGCUCUCGACGCUUGGCGCCUUGAGCUAUGCGGAGCUGGCCACCUCGUUUCCCGUCUCUGGAGGGGACUACUCCUACCUGCUGAUGUCCUUUGGUCCCAUUCCUGCGUUUCUGAGGAUGUAUACGCAGAUCGUGGCCUCAUUCAGUGGCAGCAACACUGUGUUAGCAUUAGCUGCAUCUUAUUACAUUGUCCUGCCUUUCUUUCCAGAUUGUGAAGUAUCCUACAAGAUCACAACCCUCAUGGCUGCCAGCCUCUUAUGUUUGACUUCAAUCGUCAACUGUUUUAGUAUCCCUCUGACUCGUGGUCUGAAUAUUCUGCUGACGAUUUGUAAGGUCCUUGGACUCAUCGUCAUCAUUGGCUUCGGGGUCGCAGAAAUAGCCAAAGGCAACACUGGGAAUCUGUCGAAUACGUUCACUUCUCCAGCUCUGUUCUCCACUUUUCCCCUCGCUGUCUAUUCUGGACUGUUUGCCUACUCGGGAUGGCAGAACUUGAUGUACAUAACGGAGGAGGUAGUUAACCCUUCCAAGACUGUCCCGUUGUCGAUUAGCAUUUCGAUGGUCUUCGUGACGGUCAUCUAUCUCCUAGUCAACAUCACAUAUUUCUUGAUUCUCUCCGAAGAUGAGAUCCUGACCUCGAAUGCCAUUGCUCUGGAUCUUGGCAGAAGAGUAAUGGGUCGAUGGUGGUGGACUUUAAGUCUUGUAGUCGCAAUGUCUAUCACAGGGUCCCUCAACGGCGGGUACCUAGCUCGCUCAAGAUUUUUCUAUGUAGCCUCUCGCGAGGGUCAUAUCCCAGAGAUCGCCUCCAUGAUGCACGUAAAUAGAAAGACACCCCUACCAGCGGCAGCCAUUUCGGUACCCAUUAGUCUCAUGAUGCUGGUGAGUAAUGAUGUGAACACUCUUAUCAACUACAUCAGCUUCUCCGAUUGGCUAUUCAGUGGUAUGGCUUGCCUUGUCGUCCCGUACUACAGAUGGAAACGUCCUGAGCUCAAACGACCCUUCAAAGUUCCGUUGGUGGUACCCAUCCUAUUCUCAUUGUGUUCUUUCUUCGUGGUCGGUAUGUCUCUGUACAGCAGCCCUGUCGAUUGUGCAAUCGGAUUGGCAAUCACAUUGACUGGAAUACCCGUUUACCUCAUCGGUGUAUGGUGGCAAAAUAAACCCUCUUGGAUCAACAAGGGUUUGGAUACGAUGACGAUAUUCUUGCAGCAGCUGCUAUAUGUAGUACCACAAGAAGACAUCGAGUUGUAAUCAACUGUCUACGACAUCGACUGUUUGAAGAUUCGUCUUCCGACAGACAGCUG
Molecule: messenger RNA, 1637 nt
Organism: Strongylocentrotus purpuratus (purple sea urchin)
Lineage: Eukaryota; Metazoa; Echinodermata; Echinoidea; Camarodonta; Strongylocentrotidae
Product: cystine/glutamate transporter-like
Exons: 10
Coding region: 115-1584 (489 amino acids)
Biological process (GO): amino acid transmembrane transport
Cellular component (GO): membrane
Molecular function (GO): L-amino acid transmembrane transporter activity
Source: RefSeq, a predicted model, not a curated record